Molecule: messenger RNA, 713 nt
Organism: Gilbertella persicaria
Lineage: Eukaryota; Fungi; Mucoromycota; Mucoromycetes; Mucorales; Choanephoraceae
Product: thioredoxin-like protein
Exons: 1
Coding region: 357-671 (104 amino acids)
Molecular function (GO): protein-disulfide reductase activity
Source: RefSeq, a predicted model, not a curated record
CUUGAAUGAAUAAAGAGACUAUAAUAGCAAAAGUACAUGAUGAUUGGGAGCAACUCUUAAAGGCAAUGGCUUGUUCGACUCAAAAGACAGCUACCUUAUUUACUCAAGUUGAUACACAUUCAAGAAAUACAAAGAACAAUCUGGAAAAGACAUUUGUAUUACUUGAUAGUUUAUUACAAAAGUAAAAAUUAUAUCAUUUUUAAUCAUCAUCAUUAUUAAGCUUUUCUAGAAAUCAACAGAUUCUUGCUUCAAAUCAUUUAAAUGAAAUACAAGCCUCUUUAGAUUUAACUUGUGUGGCCAAGCAUCAUUGGUCUCAUUAAUUUUAUUUUUUUUAUUUUUGUUUUUAUUUAAGAAAUAUGCCCAUCAUUGAGAUUGGAUCGCACGAAACUUUUCAAAAGGUCAUUCAACACAAUAAGCUGAUUGUCGUUGACUUUUAUGCUGUCUGGUGUGGCCCUUGCAAGGCCAUUGCACCAAGAAUGGAGAGCUUUGCAGCUACUUAUUCAGACGUCGUAUUUCUCAAGGUUGACGUCGAUACUCUCAAGGAAACAGCAGCUCAAUAUCAAAUCACGGCUAUGCCUACCAUUUUAUUCUUUAAACAAGGCCAAAAAUUAGGUCAAGUUGUAGGGGCCAAUAUCAAAGAAAUUCAAGAUAAAAUCGAACAACUACGUUAAUCUUUUUAUUAUUUAAAUAAAGCAUCUUUCAAAACAUGUAAA